Molecule: messenger RNA, 1467 nt
Organism: Lycium ferocissimum
Lineage: Eukaryota; Viridiplantae; Streptophyta; Magnoliopsida; Solanales; Solanaceae
Exons: 5
Coding region: 1-1233 (410 amino acids)
Cellular component (GO): nucleus
Source: RefSeq, a predicted model, not a curated record
AUGUCCACACCAAUGAAUUCAGACCAGUCCCCGAUCGCCGCUGGCGCUGCCUCUCCCGAGGGUCUUGCACCGAUGAUUGAGAGUAUGCGUUGUGCCCUCUUCGGUGAAGAAUCUCCUUUCUUUCCGUCACUGCGCCCACGGGUGGAGUAUUCUACCGCCGACAAUGCCGGGUUGUCACAAACAAAAAGGAGAAUAUUCCCCGAGUUGUCACCGAGCGAACGCAACGUACAAGAGUCCACGCCAGCUCCUCUCCCAGUCGCCGCCACCACUCCACCCGCCAUCAUUUUAUCGCCCCAAAGGGAAGUUUCGCACCGGGGCGAUUUCCACGGGCCGCUCAAGCGAGAAGUUGCUCGCGGCCGCCAAGGCGAAGUUGCUCGCGGUCGCUCAAGGCGAAGCUUGCUUUCGCGACCGCCCAACCGGGAGCAACAGCGAUCGCCUGCGCGUUUUGCUCGCCCCAACCGGGGCGACCUCGGUGUCUUUCCACCCGGGGAGCGGCCUCGGCGCCAACCAAGGGUAGCCUCGGUGUCUUUCCACCCAGGAGCAGCCUCGGCGCCUAGCCAAACUGGGGCAACCUCGCUAUUUUUUGGGAGGAGACCUCGAGGCAGACCCGUUGGUUCCAAGAAUAAGCAAAAAUCGAAACCACAACCAAAACCUAUAACUGUUGAUGGAGCUCAGGAAAUUGUUUCAGGAUCAGCAAUUUCUAGAUUUACACCACAUGAAUUUUUUGUGAAAGCCGGAGAGGGAGGUAACUUGCUUGGCACGGCUGUAAGCACGAAUUCAGAAGAAUAUGCAAGAUCUCAUACCAAACCAGUUAUCACUCUAACUGGGACUGCUGAAAAAUGUGCAAUUGGACCGCCUCUUGGUUUGGUUGACAUAGGCGAAAGCGAAAAUGCAUAUCUUUUUCGUGUUGCACUUCCUGGUGUGAGACAUAAAUGUAAUAUAAAAUGUGACAUACAGAGAGAAGGGAGAGUCCGGAUAGAAGGUGUGGUUGCAGAGAGUGAGGUUUUGAAAAAGUCACCCAAGGGUUAUGAGAUGAAAGUUCAGCAGCUUUCUCCUCCUGGGCCUUUUACUGUAUCGUUCAGUUUGCCAGGACCUGUUGAUCCCAGAUUAUGUUCCCCACAUUUUAGAGCAGAUGGGAUUCUGGAAGUCAUUGUAAUGAAAUACCGGAUACCUCUUGUUUCAGCUGAAGGUUUGCCUGAGAAUUGGUACAAUGGCUCUUUCCCAGAUCCUUGAAUUUCAGUUGGUUCACCUUCCCCUAAGAAACAUGGGAUUAAUUUGUUUGAUAACUUUUCUCAUGAAUAUAGCACAACAUUAACAACUUACCAACUUCUGGGGGCCAUACCUGUACAACAAGGGAUUUUGCAUUAUAUGUUCCAUUGGAAAUUUUGGCUAUGCUGACUUGAUUUUGAACCAAGUGUACUUUUGUGGGAAAAAAAACUUGGAGUAUUGACAUCUUUUCCAUCUUUA